AACUAUCGUCAUAGGAACUUUUGCAGCCCGGAAGCUCUGAGUGUAGCAGCCAUGAAGAUGACGGGAGAAAACAGAGCAGAGGGCUCUGAAAUAACAAUGGACGACGUGAAAAACCUUAUUAAAAAGAAAGAUGAAAUCGAAGAGCAGAUAAAGGCUUACCAAGAUGUCUUGGAAGACCAAGGUGUUGGGGUUGAUGGUCCUCUGGUGGACGCUGAGGGCUACCCUCGAGCAGAUGUCAACCUUUACACGAUUAGGGACGCGAGGCACAAUAUUUCAUGCCUGCAGAAUGACCACAAAGCCAUCAUGGCAGAGAUAGAAGAAGCUCUGCACAAGCUGCAUGCUCGAGAGAAAGCCAAGCGGGAGCAAGAUGAGGCUGGAAGCCAGCAGGAGGCGAUGGAGCAGCAGCCCACUCUGCCUCCUCCUUUUGCUAAAGUGGAUGCUGUCACUGGCGGCUCGCCUGCCUUUAAAGCUGGUCUGAAGGUAGGAGAUGAAGUGAUUGAGUUUGGCUCUGUGAACACAAACAACUUCCAGAACUUGCAGAAUAUUGCUUCAGUUGUACAACACAGUGAAGGAAAACCUUUACGCGUCGCUGUGAUCAGAGACGGCCAAAAGGUUCAGAUGAGCCUGACUCCACAGCGGUGGUCCGGCAGGGGUCUGCUGGGAUGCAACAUCAUUCCAGUCCAGCGAUAAUCAUCAUAAGCUUUUUCCAGAUCGGAACCUGGGACUCUCAUUCUCCUUCCCUGAGUUUUGUUUUUGUACUCUAUUCAACAGAAGUUUGGAUUUAUAUUCAGUUUCUCAGUGUGAACAUUUAAACUUAUUAUCCGUGCAGUGACUCUGAAUGGAUUAUGUCAAAAUUGGAGCGCUGCAGCAAAGGGGACUGAAUUAAACAAACUACUAAGGAAGAAGUGGAUCAACUCUUGUGUUCUACCUGUUCUUUCCCCAAGGAGCUCAGAAGGAUCUGGUUAAUAUGGGUGCAGAUGAGUUUCUUCUAUAACUUCUAGACUGGGUGUGCACAAUAUUACUGGAGUUGAAUAAAGGUUGUUCCUGAAGAAAAUCAGCAAUAUUUUCACUUGUAUAAAAUGCAGUAAAUACAUUUCAUUCAGUCCCCAUGGGACCGGCUGCUGCAAAGAAAUGUAUUAAUUUAAUUAAUUCAGCAUAGGGUGAAUUAUUUUACAGAAAUAUAUUUUUUUUUAGAAAUGGCAGAGAUCAGUUUAUGCAGAUAUGGUUGUCAUUGGGUGGGAUUCCUUUUUUGAUGUUUGGACUGUUGAGGUAAUCUUCGGUUGUAAAAAUAAUUCCUAUAUUAACCUGGAUGUGGUUUAUAAUUGUGUUUUUUUUUAUAUUGACCUUCAAGGGAAAUGAUUUGAUAUUUUCAGCUGUACAUUAGACAAAGCAUCAGAGGUAGAACAUGAAAUAGAAGAUUUUUAACCUUUUAAUAGCGAUAAGAGUAAAGUGCUUCCUCUGAAGUGUAAAACAUUAAAAUCGGUGAUUAAAAAACCAAAAGCUACAAAAUACUGAUUUUUUUCCCCAGUAAAACAGGAAUCUGGUCGUGGAAAUAGAGACAUCCACCCAUUUGGACAGUUUUUAACUUAUUGCAUAUUUCUGAUUGAAACCAGGCAGUUCUCAAUGAGUGCAGCAACUGCUUUGGGUUGAAAAAAAUAUACAGUUAAGCCAUAUGUUUUUCUUAUCCUUUAUCUUUACACAAAGGCAGAAGCUUGUACAGAUCUUUUUCAAUGUGUGCUUUGCUUACAUUUAUUUUUUGCUUUCUUAUAAGAACAAAAAAGCUGAGUUGAUCUAGUGUGGGGAAGGAGCAGCAAUAAUCUGAAGAUAACCUCUCUGGAGUCCAAGUCUGUGGCCAAAUAUUUCCAAGAUUAAAAUAACAAACUUUGUUGUAAUUUUAAAUGAACAGAGUAUAAACACUGAAAAAUUAUUGAAUAUGCCUCCUAAUACGAAGAAGUUGAAACAAAAUGGAUAAAAGGAUAAAAUAUUAAGUGCAGCAGCGACAGGACUGUCAUAUUGUAAGGUUUUAAAAAGUGUGCAAAGAAUGUUUAAACGUUAACGGAACAAAAAUAAAAAUGGUGCAAAAAGGUUUUAAAUUCAAAUGGAUUUAAAAUUGUACAACCAUGCUGACACUGCAAAAUGUCAGACGUUCAGUUCUGAACUAUUAAAAUUAAAAGGAGUUUAAAACGUUUGCAUAACACAUCCAGACUCAAAUACAGUAUGUACAAAAAGCCAAACUAAUGGCUGGUUUAACGGCUCUUUGGAUGUUGCACAAGAUUCCCAGACUCUAAAGCUUAGAUUCUUCACCACUCCUUGUAUUUGAAACAAUACAGCUAUUUUAAAUCUAUUAUAUUCCUGGGAUCCAAUCCAAGUGCGGACCUUAACCUUUGCUUACAGUGUUGAUGUUGGAGCAAUUCUAGAAGCUUCACUUUAGCCUGAUUUAUCCUUUCUAAAAUGGAAACAUCAUUAGGUCGUCUUUACACGUGCUGAGGUCUCUUUCAGUGUUCCACCCACCACAACCUACCAGUGGUGUUGAGACAGGACCGCUGCAUGAUUAUAUCACUGCCGUGCCGAAUAGUUUGUCCUUGGUUGUUCAGUUUAUAGCCUUAAUUUGGAAAAACAUUUAUCAAUCUUCAUCUCUUCCGUUACAGUAAUUUUGUUGCUUCCUCAUGCAUAUCGUUAUGUGCAGACCUUCCAAUGUGCUCAACUACACUAUACAUUUCCAUUAAUCCCUUUAUCUGCGCAGGUGUUUAAUAAAAGUGUGUGAUUUUGUUGGCUGGUUUU
Messenger RNA from Cyprinodon variegatus (sheepshead minnow), 2781 nucleotides. It is a transcript of the gene psmd9, whose product is annotated as proteasome 26S subunit, non-ATPase 9. NCBI's taxonomy places the organism in Eukaryota, Metazoa, Chordata, Actinopteri, Cyprinodontiformes, Cyprinodontidae. Gene Ontology annotation, molecular function: protein binding. The record is from RefSeq and is a predicted model, not a curated record. The coding region runs from base 52 to 690 and encodes 212 amino acids. The transcript is spliced from 6 exons. Gene Ontology annotation, biological process: proteasome regulatory particle assembly. Gene Ontology annotation, cellular component: nucleus; cytoplasm.